This is a messenger RNA of Stomoxys calcitrans (stable fly), 1583 nucleotides long. RefSeq lists its product as uncharacterized. The transcript is spliced from 3 exons. The record is from RefSeq and is a predicted model, not a curated record. NCBI's taxonomy places the organism in Eukaryota, Metazoa, Arthropoda, Insecta, Diptera, Muscidae. Gene Ontology annotation, molecular function: DNA binding; RNA polymerase II general transcription initiation factor activity. Gene Ontology annotation, biological process: DNA-templated transcription initiation. Bases 201 to 1265 code for a protein of 354 amino acids.
AAAAUGCUUACCUGUGUUUAUGCGGACUUUAGUUGAACAUGCCGGCAAACUGAUGCAAAACUAAACAUGUGGCACCGCUGGUUGUCAUCUUUGGAAAGAAGAAGAAGCAUGGGCAUAGUUAUUGCAAAGAGUGUAGCUAUUUCCUCGUCAAUUUUAAGGACAUAUUUUGUGCAGUUGUGUCUUCAUUUCUAACUACAAACAUGGAUAACAACAUGCUAAGUCCCGGGUUUUCUAUACCCAGUAUUGGAACUCCUCUCCAUCAAAUGGAGGCGGAUCAACAGAUAGUGGCCAAUCCUGUGUACCACCAACCGCCGGCUAUACAACAACACAAUACCCAACACGAUAUGAAUUCUAAUGGCGUUUAUAGUGGCCACGAUUUAAGUCAUAUCAUGGGUACUGGUUCAUCCCCGGCGCCCUCAGUUUCUGCAAGUGGAGGGGCUACAAAUAAUAAUACAACGACUAUGGGUCAACAUCCCAGUUUGCCAGUACCUCACAAACAAAUGCAAUCGUAUCAACCCUCAUACCAAAGUUCCAUGACAGCAAGUGGUACGGCAAGUACGGCCUCCGCGGGCCCUCAGUCAAUGAUGCAGCCCCAGACACCACAGAGUCUUAUGUCUCCCAUGGUGCCAAUGAGCGACAGAACUGAUAAUAUAAGUAAUAUACAUCAAACCAUGGGUCCAGCAACUCCCAUGACACCAAUGACACCGGGCUCAGCGGAUCCUGGUAUUGUACCACAACUACAAAAUAUUGUCUCCACUGUGAAUUUAUACUGUAAGCUUGACUUGAAGAAAAUUGCUUUACACGCCCGUAAUGCUGAGUACAAUCCUAAACGUUUCGCAGCUGUUAUUAUGCGUAUACGUGAACCUCGUACUACGGCUUUAAUAUUUUCAUCAGGCAAAAUGGUUUGUACUGGCGCCAAAAGUGAAGAUGACUCUAGGUUGGCAGCUCGCAAAUAUGCACGUAUUAUACAAAAGCUGGGAUUUCCGGCAAAAUUUCUCGAUUUUAAAAUACAAAAUAUGGUCGGUUCCUGUGAUGUCAAAUUUCCCAUACGUCUAGAAGGUCUAGUGCUCACCCAUUGUAAUUUCAGUUCUUACGAACCAGAAUUAUUCCCUGGCCUCAUAUACCGUAUGGUGCGUCCACGUAUUGUACUGCUGAUCUUCGUUUCGGGAAAAGUGGUGCUGACGGGAGCCAAAGUUCGUGGCGAAAUUUAUGAAGCAUUUGAUAAGAUAUUUCCGAUUUUGAAAAAGUUUAAAAAACAAUCUUAACAACAUUUCAAAUGUCCCAUUAUUAUUAAGGUACAAUUUUCAAUAGUCUACGUUAUAGGAGGGAAUGAUGCAAAUGACGAAGCGUGCUUUUUCAUUACUUUCCACAAUUUUCUUUAUACAUAUUUAGUUUUUUUUUGUUAUACUCGCUAUUUAUAUGUAUUUUAUUAUUUCUUGGCGUUUUUUUCUUCUAUUCCGACCUUAAAUUCCAUUAUUUUAUAACUUCGUUUUUCUAGUAUUUAAGACAGACUUUCUUUCGUGUACGUAAAUUUGUAGAUAAUCAGUAUAAAUUUAAUUGUUUAAUAUUCGUUCUGCGAAAAU